CUCUCUUCCAUUCCAUUCCAAAAAUCAAAUCAGAAAAAUAAAGAACAAAAAAAAUUCAGAGAUCUCUUUUCUCUUUCUCAUGCACUAAUUUCAUUUUCUUUUCUAUUGAUUUUCUCUCUUCCGCGCCACAAAUCGAUGCCCCAUAAUGGAACGAAAGAAAACGUUUACCAUGAACUGGGACGCCCUCGGCGACCAAGACGACGACGAUGACCGCUUCUUCGAGACCCGUGAUCGCCUCUCCUCUGCCGUUCCUCUCGACUUGGCCUCCUCUGGCUCUGAUGAUGAGGAUGAAUUUGAAGACACCCGCUUGUCCUUUGCCUCCGCUAUUUCCUCCGUUUCCACUACCGAAUUCCGAAACUAUGCUGUCGCUGCCGCAGCUGCAAUGUCACCAGACUAUGAUAUCUGGAUGGCAGCCCCUGGAUCCAUUAAUGAACGCCGCAAGCGUCUGUUUCAAGGCAUGGGCUUAUCAGACGAUAAAGAGGUGCUUAGAAUCUCUAGUAAAGACUUGACGCGUGCUGUUUCUACCAAGAUUGUAAAUGAUCAAGCUUCUCCUGAUAUUAUUAUUAACAGCGACCCUGGAGGAGAUACGAAGCAAGAGGCUUCACCUCCACCGAUACCCGUAGUUCUGGUCCGUUCCAGGUCUGGCAAUGACAUAGACUCUUUUUCGGUAGAAAAAUCAAGAAAAGAAGAAUUACUUGGCAAUAUCUCCAAGCAACGCCUUACCAGAUCAUCCUCAAUGAUAAUUGUAUCACAGGCUCGAAUAUAUCCCUAUCUGGAUUCUGUUAGAGUUUCACCAAAGGAUGCAGGAAACAUGCGCUCACUUGAACAAAAUGGUGGCAUAAUGCCUCUAUCAUCAGAUAACAAGUUUGGUGCUUUUUUCUUGAUAAAGAAUUUGGAUACAGGUAAAGAAUUCAUUGUCAACGAGUACAAUCAAGAUGGGAUGUGGAAUAAGGUAAGCGAUCUGCAAACAGGGAAGCAAUUAACCAUGGAAGAAUUCGAAAAGUGUGUUGGCCAUUCGCGGAUUGUUAAGGAGUUAAUGAGUAGAGAAAAUGUUUCCAGGAUGAAUGGUGAUGACAGGAAAAUAACAGCCAAUAAUUAUCUAUCGAAGAGUUUGAGAACGAGCAAGAGAAGGGGGGCAGCUAUCUUGAAGAACAUAAAAGGUGUGGCUCAUUCUAUGUCUAUAACUGGAAGAGGUGCUGAUAAAGAGAGGGACAUUAAUAAUUCUCCAACAGCGGAAUCAAAACAAGGAGGCAAAAAUUCCUCAUCUUCUGGAUGGAUAAAGGUUAAGCAGACAGGGAAAUCUUACAAGGAGCUUAGUGCUUUGAAUUUGUGCCAAGAGAUUCAGGCUCAUGAAGGUUCCAUAUGGACCAUGAAGUUCAGUCCUGACACCCGAUUUCUUGCUAGUGGGGGAGAAGACAGGACUAUUCAUAUAUGGGAAGUUCAAGAAUGUGAAAUCAUGUCCUUGAGUGAAGGGAAUCUGACCCCUCUUCAUCCCUUUUCAACACCGGGUCUAGGAGAGGUCACACCAAUGCCUUCAGAAAGGAAGAAGAAGAAAAAGGGUUCAUCAAGUAAGAAAAGCAGUCCCAUUCCAGAAUAUGUCCAUGUGUCGGAAACUGUGUUUUCGCUGUCUGAGAAACCGAUCUGCUCUUUCUCCGGUCAUCUUGAUGAUGUCUUGGACCUGUCCUGGUCCAGAUCUCAGCUAUUGCUUUCAUCAUCAAUGGACAAAACUGUUCGGUUGUGGGACAUGGAAACCAAGAGCUGUCUAAAGUUGUUCGCUCAUAAUGAUUAUGUAACUUGCAUACACUUCAAUCCAAUGGAUGACAACUAUUUCAUAAGUGGUUCGCUGGAUAACAAAGUUCGUAUCUGGAACAUACCUGAUCGUCAGCUUGUGGAUUGGACUGAUCUUCACGAAAUGGUCACUGCUGUCUGCUACACCCCUGAUGGCCAGGGUGCAUUCAUUGGUUCACAUAAAGGGAGUUGCCGCAUGUACAAUGUUGAGGAUUGCAAACUGAGUCAAGCUGAGCAGAUUGACUUGCAAAACAAGAAGAAUCCAAAAAAGAUAACUGGUUUCCAGUUUUCCCCAGGCAAUCCAUCUGAAGUUCUUGUUGCUUCUGCUGAUUCUCGAAUUCGAAUUUUAGAUGGUUCAGAACUGGUUCAUAAAUUCAGAGGUUUUAGAAAUCUCAAUAGCCAAAUUGCUGCUUCAUUCAGUAAAGAUGGAAAAUAUGUAAUAUGCGCGAGUGAAGAUUCUAAUGUAUAUGUUUGGAAGCGAGACGAGCGAUCAGGGACUGGAAAAGGAAAAAAUAUGAUCGAUACACGAUCUCAUGAAAGCUUUCAGUGCAGAGAUGUAUCAAUCGCAAUCCCAUGGCCUGGUACUGUGAAGGGUGAUCCUCCACCUGUGCCAGUUAAUUCCAAAAGGCACUCCAAGCGUUCCUCCAACUCACAAACGCAUUCAACCUGUGGUUCGCCAACCAAAGAUGAUGCAUCUGUGAGUAGUAAGAAAAAUCCAACUUCUGCAACUGAUUCGCCCAUGACAGAAGAUAAUUCUGCAGCUACAAACAGUAAGAAACAGUUGCCACCUCUUCCAAAGAAAAACAACAGCAACAACAAUAAUGUAGAUAAAGCUCCAUCCCUGGAAGAGGACUCGUCUGCGAUUUCACAGUCUGAUUCUGGUCUCGGAGAUUCAUUCAGUUCUGUUUCUUCCUCCAUAAAGUAUGGUGAUUCACCUUCUAUUUCAGCUGCUCCUUCUCCGUCUUCUUCUUGGCCUUCCUCUUGGUCAUGGUUUGAUGGAAGUGGGAGUGGCAACCAAUCAGUACAAGCAACAGCAUGGGGCAUGGUGAUUGUUACAGCAACAUUGGGAGGUGAAAUUAGAGCUUAUCAAAAUUUUGGAUUGCCUCGCAGGAUUGGUCGCCAAUCCAACCUGUUUUGAGCCAUUGCAUGCAUAUGGAUUUUUUGUAUUAGAGAAAAUAGAAGCUUAACAUGGUUUUUGGUAAUAGUGCUUUAUUUUUUAAAGCAUAUCAUGAUUUCUGUGCUGCAAAAUAGUACUAGGAGAAAAAUGCUGCAAAAUAUUACUGGGAGAAAAAUGAGCUUUGAUGUUA
Molecule: messenger RNA, 3095 nt
Organism: Hevea brasiliensis (rubber tree)
Lineage: Eukaryota; Viridiplantae; Streptophyta; Magnoliopsida; Malpighiales; Euphorbiaceae
Exons: 7
Coding region: 146-2926 (926 amino acids)
Molecular function (GO): protein binding
Source: RefSeq, a predicted model, not a curated record